AGGUUGGGGAGCUAAGGCGACCUGGGGCUGUGGAGUCGAGACCCAAAGGCUAGAUACCCUGAUUGUAACUGGGUGGGAGCGAAGACGUGAUGUGAAGGGAUUUAGCGACCAAGACCCGGGACCCCCACUCGGAUAACCCCCUUCUUCUUUGCCCUUCGUUAUUCCCGGGACUCUUGCCGCGAUCUCCGCCGGAGGCCAGAGUGGAGAACCCACAGCCGCUGGCCGGAGCAAUAGUACCACCUAGCGGACAGUGUCGGAGCGGCUCGCUGUAGCAGCGAAGGGGACCCCAGCCUCGAAGAGGUGCUAUCGGAGGGCUGAGGCGGCGCUUCAGCACCGUUGUGGGCCGGACAGCGCCUCCCACCGCCGGCCCUCUAAACGCGUCCUCGGAGUCACUCCGAAGGGACCUGACCAAAAGACCUUGAAGGAACUCCGAACAUCUUGGGAUCACUCCUAACAGCCCCCGGGAGGCCUUAAGAUUGCAGAGCUGGAAUUUAAGAACCCUCUGCUCUCCCUUCUAUGAGCCCCUCUUCUCUCCUUGACCAGCCCUGGUGGUGGACGGUCACACAUUCCACACAGACGUCGAUUCUUCAAGUUUUACUAGGAGUCCAGGGGAGGACUGGGGACAGGGGAGGGAGCUCUGCACAUGCAGAAAUCUGCAAAUUAACUCUCUGUCCUCCAGACUCGAGGCACACGUUAAUAGCGGUGCUAGGACCCAGGACAGCUAAGUGGGCAGAGAGCCGGUGGGUGGGUCGGGAAACCUCAGGACCCCGGGGCAGAUCCGCCGGCUCUAGGGCCGCGCGGAAUCCGGAGGUGGGCGGGACUUUGGUGGCGCACGCGCAGCCGCAAACAGCGGCCAGAUGGAACCCAAACCCCUGCCGCCGGUACUGGAGCUUCCCGCCGGGCGUGUGCUCAGCGCCGGGGAGCUCCUUGCUGCCCGCUCGCGGCCCCAGAAGCUGCCUCAUCGCUCGCAUGGCCCCAAGGACUUCCUCCCCGACGGCUCGGCAGCCCAGGCCGAGCGGCUACGCCAGAGCCGCGAAGAGCUCUGGCAGCUGCUGGCCGAGGAGCGCGUGGAGCGCCUGGGCAGCCUAGUGGCGGCUGAGUGGAGGCCAGAAGAGGGUUUCGUGGAGUUGAAGUCUCCUGCGGGUAAAUUCUGGCAGACCAUGGGCUUCUCAGAGCAGGGCCGGCAGCGGCUUUACCCCGAAGAGGCCUUGUAUCUGCUGGAGUGUGGCUCUGUACAGCUCUUCUACCAAGACCUGCCACUGUCUAUCCAGGAAGCCUACCAGCUGUUGCUGACCGAGGACACAGUGACUUUCCUGCAGUACCAGGUCUUCAGCCACCUGAAGAGACUGGGUUAUGUGGUUCGACGAUUUCAACCAAGCUCUGUCCUAUCCCCUUAUGAGAGGCAGCUUAACCUGGAUGGCAGCACCCAGUGCUUGAAGGAUAGGGAUGGGAAGAGGAAGAAGAGGGCCUCCAGUUCUCGGUCCAUUAAUAAGAAGACCAAGGCCCUGGAGAACUCCCUGCAACCCAAGAGUCUGGCAACUUCCAGCCCACCUCCACACAACCAGAACAGUCAAUGCCCAGAAGAGAAACCCCAGGAGUCAAGCCCUAGGAAGGGCCCAGUGAGCCCAUUUCAGCUUUUGGGGUCCUUGGAGCAGGGUAUGGGGUGCAGCUGGGAAAGCAGAAAAGUAGGUAAUGGAGUCCAGGGGGCUCAGAAGCCGCGCUGGAACUUUGAGCAGAUCUCCUUCCCCAAUAUGGCUUCCGAUAGCCGCCACACCCUCCUACUUGCUCCAGCCCCAGAGUUGCUCCCAGCCAACGUGGCUGGGCGGGAGACAGAUGCUGAGCCCUGGUGCCAGAAGCUGAACCAGCGGAAGGAGAAGCUCUCCUGGCAGGAACAGGAGCAACAGGCAGGAGCCAGGACCUUCCAGGAGGACGUAAACGCAGACCCUGAGGUGCAGCGCUGCUCCAGCUGGCGGGAAUACAAGGAGCUGCUGCAGAGGCGACACCUACAGCAGAGCCAGAGCCGCCCCCCACACCUGUGGGGCCAGCCGGUCACUCCUUUGCUAAGCCCUGGCCAGGUGGAUUCUCCAGCCAUGGUCCUUCAGCGUAUCUCAGUGCUGCAGACAACACAUCUUGCUGAUGGGGGUGCCUGGCUGCUGGAGAAAUCUGGGGGCUUGGAAAUCAGCUUUGAUGUUUACCAGGCUGAUGCUGUGGCCACCUUCCGAAAGAAUAACCCUGGCAAACCCUAUGCCCGGAUGUGCAUUAGUGGAUUUGAUGAGCCUGUCCCAGACCUCUGCAGCCUUAAGCGGUUAUCCUACCAGAGCGGUGAUGUCCCUCUGAUCUUUGCCCUGGUGGAUCACGGUGACAUCUCUUUCUACAGCUUCAGGGACUUCACAUUGCCCAGGGAUAUGGAGCACUGACCACACAGCACUAUGGGGGCUGGAGCUUGCUCUGGGGAACCUGGACUGUCAGUUCUUAGGGACCACCUCAGCUGCCUCCUAUACCCAGACUCUGACCUGUAGCUGCAGGGGCCAGUCUGGGCCUUGGUCCUGGGUGUCUCAUACUUGCAAGAAAGUCAAACUGUGCUUCCAGCCUUCCCUAGACACUGCAGUGCUUCCAAGCCCCAGGCCUGAGGUUGCUGCCUUGCAGUGACCCCUUUGGAACUCAGGACUAGAUGUUAGAGACCCAGGAGGUGGGGCAGAAGAGAGGACUUUGUGCCUUUAAUGAGAGGGUGCCUGCUUCGUGCCAUAAAGCCAAAGCCAUUAAAAACAGAUCUCUUUUCUG
Nycticebus coucang (slow loris) is the source of this 2781-nucleotide messenger RNA. It is a transcript of the gene TSEN54, whose product is annotated as tRNA splicing endonuclease subunit 54. Gene Ontology annotation, biological process: tRNA-type intron splice site recognition and cleavage. Gene Ontology annotation, cellular component: tRNA-intron endonuclease complex. Bases 858 to 2417 code for a protein of 519 amino acids. Lineage: Eukaryota; Metazoa; Chordata; Mammalia; Primates; Lorisidae. The transcript has 11 exons. The record is from RefSeq and is a predicted model, not a curated record.